Messenger RNA from Moesziomyces antarcticus, 1743 nucleotides. RefSeq names its product carboxyl transferase. NCBI's taxonomy places the organism in Eukaryota, Fungi, Basidiomycota, Ustilaginomycetes, Ustilaginales, Ustilaginaceae. Gene Ontology annotation, molecular function: methylcrotonoyl-CoA carboxylase activity. The transcript has 2 exons. Gene Ontology annotation, biological process: L-leucine catabolic process. Bases 1 to 1743 code for a protein of 580 amino acids. Gene Ontology annotation, cellular component: mitochondrion; methylcrotonoyl-CoA carboxylase complex. The record is from RefSeq and is a predicted model, not a curated record.
AUGCUGUCAAGACGUCCGGUCCGGCUCGCCAUUGGCGUUGCACGCCAUGCUCACCGAGCUCUGAGCGCACCAACUCGCUCAUACCGCGCCGCAUCUCACUCGGUCUUCCAGGAACAGCACAGCGUGCUGCCCAACAACCUCGACGCUUCCUCGGACGAGUUCAGCGCCAACAAGGCCUACAUGGACGGACUCGUGACCAAGCUCGAUGCGACACACGCCAAGCUUGCGCUCGGUGGCACUGAAAAGGCACGCGCUCGUCACAUCUCCAGGGGCAAGAUGCUGCCGCGCGAACGUGUCGCCGCCCUGCUCGACCACGGUUCGCCCUUCGUCGAGCUCUCGCCGAUGGCUGCCUACAACAUGUACGGCAACGACGACAUCCCGGGCGCCGGCAUGAUCUCGGGUAUCGGCCGCGUCUCGGGGACCGAGUGCAUGAUCGUUGCCAACGACCCCACCGUCAAGGGAGGAAGCUACUACCCGAUCUCGGUCAAGAAGCAUCUCCGCGCCCAGGCCAUCGCGCGCGAGAACCGUCUUCCCUGCGUCUACCUCAACGAGAGCGGAGGUGCGGCAUUGCCCCACCAGGCCGACGUGUUUCCGGACGAGAACCACUUUGGCAGGAUCUUUUACAAUAUGGCGCAGAUGUCGGCGCUCGGCAUCCCGCAGAUCUCGGUGGUGCACGGCAUCAGCGUUGCUGGAGGCGCCUACGUGCCUGCCAUGGCCGACGAAACGAUCAUCGUACGCAACCAGGGCACCAUUUUCCUCGCCGGCCCUCCGCUGGUCAAGGCCGCCCUCGGCGAGGUUGUCGAUGACGAGACGCUGGGAGGAGGCGAGAUGCACUGCAGCGAGUCGGGUGUGACGGAUCACCUGGCCAUCGACGAUGCCCACGCCAUCACGCUGGCACGAGAGGCGGUGGCCAACCUGGGCCGCUGCGGCCGUUCGAAUGCGGCGCUUACCGAUGCUUCGUUCGAGCAGCCUCUCUACGACGCUUCCGAGCUGCACGGCAUCAUCCCCGAAAACGCACGCAAGCCGUUCGACAUGCGCGACGUGAUUGCGCGACUUGUGGAUGGCUCGCGCUUCCACGAGUUCAAGAAGCUCUACGGCAGCACCAUCGUCACGGGCUUUGCCAAGAUUGCGGGCCAGGACGUCGGCAUCAUCGGCAACAACGGCGUGCUCUUCGGCGAGUCGGCCAAGAAGGCGACCAGCUUCAUCCAGCUCUGCAACCAGCGACAGACGCCGCUGGUUUUCCUCGUCAACGUCACCGGCUACAUGGUCGGCACCAAGGCUGAACGAGGAGGAAUCGCCAAGGAUGGCGCCAAGAUGGUCCGAGCGGUGGCGUGUGCCAACGUCCCCAAGUUCACCGUCAUCGUGGGAGGCAGCUUCGGUGCGGGCAACUACGGCAUGUGCGGGCGCGCGUACAGCCCUCGCUUCCUGUGGAUGUGGCCCAACGCCCGCGUGGGCGUGAUGGGCGGCGAGCAGCUCAGCUCGGUCAUGGGCACCGUCAGCAGCGACAAGUCCAAGUCGGAAGGCCUGCGCGCCAAGAUCGAGGAGCAGUGCGAGCCAGAAUACGCCACCGCGCGACUCUGGGACGAUGGCAUCAUCCGACCGCAGGACACUCGCAGCGUGCUUGCGCUCGGCCUGAGCGUGGCCAACACGGGACGAUGGAGAAGCUCGCAGCGCGGCGAUGCCGGUGGCUCGCGACACCCGGCCUGGGACGGCAACAACUACGGAGACGGCGUCUACCGGUAA